This is a messenger RNA of Xyrauchen texanus (razorback sucker), 1076 nucleotides long. RefSeq names its product cyclin-dependent kinases regulatory subunit 2. The record is from RefSeq and is a predicted model, not a curated record. Gene Ontology annotation, cellular component: cyclin-dependent protein kinase holoenzyme complex; SCF ubiquitin ligase complex. Gene Ontology annotation, biological process: regulation of mitotic cell cycle. NCBI's taxonomy places the organism in Eukaryota, Metazoa, Chordata, Actinopteri, Cypriniformes, Catostomidae. The transcript has 3 exons. Gene Ontology annotation, molecular function: histone binding; ubiquitin binding; cyclin-dependent protein serine/threonine kinase activator activity. Bases 119 to 349 code for a protein of 76 amino acids.
UUUGCGGUUUCAAAACUGUCUCUGGUAAAGUUUUAGAAAGUUGCGAGCGAGACUCCGGCUGAAUUACUUUUUCGCGGGGCAAUAUCGCAGGAACCUUUCGCUGAUUUCAUGAUCAAAAAUGUCUCAUAAACAGAUCUACUACUCCGAUAAAUACACAGAUGAUCAUUAUGAAUACAGACAUGUGGUCUUACCGCAGGAUAUGGCCAAAGAGGUGCCCAAAUCCCAUCUGAUGUCCGAGGAUGAGUGGAGGAGGCUGGGCGUGCAGCAGUCACUGGGAUGGGUCCAUUACAUGAUCCAUGAACCUGAGCCUCAUAUUCUGCUGUUUAGGAGACCUCUUCCAAAACAGUGAUGGUGAUGUUUCUUCCCUGUAGUUCUGGAACAUUCCUGUGGAUGAUUCUGGUAUUCAGUGAAUACUUCAGUGAAUAGCCACGAUGCUUUUCACAGCGUUUACACUCGGACGGAGAAUCAAGGGAUUAUGGGAAAUGUAUUUUCAGUGAGAGUUUAAGGGUUCUUAACUCUCAAGAAUCAUCUGACCAAAAGUGCCUCUUGGGGUAGAAGCUAAACCGUUGAAGAUUUGUGUGUACAAUAAAAGUCUGUGAUGCAUUAUGAGUGUUGAAGACAGGUAAAUCAGUGUUCGUUAUGGCUGAAUGAAAUGUAUUUGGAUAAAAGAUGAACUGUAAGUUCAACACAUACUGUCCUUGUAUUAGGUUGUGUAUUGGCUGAGACUAAUCUCAGCUUGAAUCUCUUGUGAUAUUUUAAGGAAGGCAAUUGUAUACUGUAAAGAUGCUUUAUGAAGUUUAAAUCAUGAAUGCAAGGUGUGCACGCUUCUAUAGAGAAAGAGCCUUAAUAACAACAUCUGCAGCUACUUUCAGAAAGUGUUUAUUGUUGACAAGGUUUAUAAAGAAAGAACAAAUAUUUCAAGCCUUCAUCACAAAUGUAAUUAUGUCUAUAUUAGUUCUUUAUUCUUGAUGACAACACUGUAAUAAAUGCACUUGUACAAGAUGUGUUAGUGGUCUCUUUUCAGUGGACGGCAGCAUUGCACAGUUUUCAACACAAGAGGGCGCCACAUCGCAACU